UAAACACAGCUGUUUGUUAUUAACAGCAACCGGCGCCAAUUUCCUGUUACACUUAUUUAUAUUUAUUGGCAAUUACUUUUGCAAAGUUACUCGAAAAUGACAGACAAGACUGAUAAAGAAUGUCGAAUGCCAUGGGUAGAGAAAUAUCGACCUUCAAAGCUGGACGAUUUAAUCUCGCACGAGGAAAUCAUCUCUACAAUAAAUCGCUUCAUCAGUCAAAAACAAUUGCCGCAUUUACUCUUCUAUGGCCCUCCCGGUACCGGCAAAACCAGCACCAUUCUCGCCUGCGCUAAGCAGCUCUACAGUCCAGCGCAAUUCAAAUCGAUGGUGCUGGAGUUGAAUGCUUCCGAUGAUCGCGGUAUUGGCAUUGUGCGUGGACAAAUACUGAAUUUCGCCUCAACUCGCACCAUUUUCAGUGGCACCUUCAAAUUGAUUGUCUUAGAUGAGGCUGAUGCUAUGACGAAUGAUGCACAAAAUGCGCUGCGACGUAUUAUUGAAAAGUAUACGGAGAAUGUGCGUUUCUGUAUAAUUUGCAAUUAUCUAAGCAAAAUUAUACCAGCAUUGCAGUCACGUUGUACGCGUUACCGCUUUGCGCCACUCUCGCCUGAGCAAAUAUUACCGCGACUGGAUACGAUUAUUGAAAAGGAAAAGCUCAAUGUCACUGAAGAUGGCAAGAAAGCGCUGAUGACACUUUCCAAAGGUGAUAUGCGCAAGGUGCUCAAUGUCUUGCAAAGUACCUCAAUGGCAUUCGAUGUCGUUAAUGAAGAUAAUGUAUACACCUGUGUUGGUCAUCCAUUACGCAGUGAUAUAGAACGCACUUUGCAGACACUACUAUCCACAGAGAAUUUCGAGCAGGCUUACGAUGAAAUUCAACGCAUCAAAUCUGUGCGCGGCCUAGCGAUGAGCGAUAUUCUCACGGAUUUACAUUUAUUUGUUAUGCGCUUGGAGCUCCCGCCAGGCGUUAUGAACAAGUUAGUUAUAAAAAUGGCCAACAUUGAGGAACGUUUGGCGAAAGGUUGCACUGAGUCUCCUCAAACAACAGCAUUGAUUGCAGCAUUCUUCAUCUGCCGCGACAUGGUAUCGCUGGAGAGUUAAACCGGACAACGAAUCGCUACUCUCGAAAAAGUAUUUUUUUAUUGUCGUAGGAAGAACACAUUUUUUGCACCCCUUUUUCAUUUGCUCAUUUAUUCAUUUUGCUUAUUUGCGCACUGCCUUUGUAAACUAAAAGAUUACUUUCCAUAGUGGACUGUGGAUAUGUUAAACUGA
Anastrepha obliqua is the source of this 1266-nucleotide messenger RNA. It is a transcript of the gene RfC3, whose product is annotated as replication factor C subunit 5. The transcript has 6 exons. Gene Ontology annotation, cellular component: DNA replication factor C complex; nucleus. Bases 97 to 1095 code for a protein of 332 amino acids. Gene Ontology annotation, molecular function: ATP binding; DNA binding; DNA clamp loader activity. Gene Ontology annotation, biological process: DNA-templated DNA replication; DNA repair. Lineage: Eukaryota; Metazoa; Arthropoda; Insecta; Diptera; Tephritidae. The record is from RefSeq and is a predicted model, not a curated record.